UCCUUCGCGAGUGCAUCUGUGUGUGUCUGUGUGUCCCAGAAGGGGGGCGCGCACGGACACGUCUCUGCGCAUCCCUUUGCUUCCGCCUCCUCCCCUCUGCCCUCUCAUCUCGCCAUCUCGCGAAUCUUUAUCUGGUGGCAAAAGGUGGAGGCAGGGCAAUAUUAUUGUGCACCAUGCGGCCAACUCUUUCUGCCCUGGAUUUACCCUUUGGUUCCAUGCUGCCACUUCUCUACCCGACAUAUUUUCUCGCCUCUAAGCGCGUUCCGGGUUCUCUCGCUCGAAUGCCGCACGCGGUCCCCCCAGCACCACUCGCUCGGUUCUCCUGCGGUCCGCGAACGACAAAGAAUGCAGCGGGAUUGGACGGCGCGAUGGAUUGCGACAUUGAUAAGAAUACUCUCGGAAGAGCACGACUCGCGAUACGGAAUAUUAUGGAGCGCUUUAUAUACUAGAACCAUCUCUUCUUUUUCUUCCUCCCCCACCCAAAAAGUAUCAUCCACUUCCCGCAAGACAAGCCUUGCAACAGACAAGCCGGCCACUGACGAUGUCCGCGCACACCAACGCUAUCGUAGACCUCGAGUCUGCCCCGGUCCCCUCCUCCGCCCUGCCCGCAUCUACAGACGACACCAAGGCUGCUGGCGGGCCCAUCACUCUCACCUACAGCGGUGACAAGAAAGAGUCCAUCCCCGAUGUCUCUGUGGGCGCUGCCGGCGCCUUGGACUAUGUGUCUGAUGAGGUCGAACCUACCGAUGAGGAAUUCGCCAUUCUCAAAAAGAUUCCCGGCAAGAUGCCCUGGGUUUGUGUCGCCAUGUGUUUGAUCGAGCUUUCUGAGCGAGCGUCCUACUAUGGUAUCACUGGUGUCGUCCAGAACUUUGUCAAGAACCCUCUCCCCGAGGGCGGUAACGGUGCUGGCGCUGUUGCUCCUGGCUCUGAUGGAGCAAACCAGUCGGCCGGUGCUCUCGGCCGUGGCUCUGUGCAAUCGUCAGCCAUCUACAAUGCUUUCGUCUUCCUGGCCUAUGUCUUCCCUAUCAUGGGUGGUAUCAUUGCCGACACUAGAUGGGGUCGAUUCAGGACUGUCGUUGUCGGUACCGCUAUCGGCGGUGUCGCCCACGUCCUCAUGGUCGUGGUCACCAUUCCUCAAGUCCUCGCCAAGGGAUCUACCGCUGCCCUCGGCGCCUUCUUGCCCUUCUUCUACAUUCUCUCUUUCGCUGCUGGUUUCAUCAAACCUUGUCUGGCCACGUUGCUUUGUGAUCAGUCGCCUGUCAAGAGGCCUACCAUUACCACCACCAAGACUGGCGAGCGAGUCAUCCUCGAUCCCCAGACUACCGUGCAGCGAUACCUCCUCGUGUUUUACUGGUGUAUCAACGUCGGCGGUUUCUUUGCCAUCGCUUCCUCCUACUCGGCUCGUUUCGUCGGCUUCUGGCUCGCCUACCUCCUCCCCGGUAUCGUCUACAUGCUCAUGCCCAUCGUCCUUGUGGUAUGCUACAAGAGGCUCUACAAGGCACCUCCCCAGGGCUCCGUUACCCUUGAGGCUAUCAAGGUCGUCACCAUGAUCAUCAAGAAGGGAGGCAUCAUCAGAAUGUUCAAGGGCGGCGAUGCGUUCUGGGAAACGGCCAAGCCCAGCUACAUCUUGGCUACCGAGGGUCAUGUCGACCACACCAAGGUCUUCUGGGACGACAAGUUUGUGGAUGAGAUCAGGCAGUCUAUCGCUGCUUGUGGUGUCUUUGCUCUUAUCCCCAUCUUCAACCUUGCCGAUGGUGGUAUCGGUUCUCAAGAGAACGACAUGUCCACUGCCAUGACUUUGAACAACGCCCCCAACGAUGUCAUCUCCAACUUCAACCCCCUCACCAUCAUCGUCUUCACCCCCAUCAUCACUUACGGCCUCUACCCCUUCUUCGAGAAGAUCGGCUACCCUCUCAAGCCCAUGACCCGCAUGACCAUCGGCUUCAUCUUGGGCGCUGCCAACAUGGUCUACGGUGCCAUCAUCCAGUGGAAGAUCUACGAGGUCUCUGACUGCGGCUACUACGCCUCCACCUGUGAGACCGUCACCUCGUGGUCCAUCUGGGCUCAGAUCCCCCUCUACUCUCUCCCUGCCAUCGGUGAAAUCUUUAUCAACGUCACCUCCUACGAGCUUGCCUACACUCGAGCUCCCGCCCGUAUGAAGGGUCUCGUCUACGCCCUCUGUCUUUUCAACCAGGCUAUCUCUUCUGCCAUCGGUCUUGCGUGUGCCAACGCUAUCCAGGACCCUUACCUCAUCUGGCCCUAUGUCGCUCUCGCCGUUGCUUGUGUGAUCUGCGCCGUCCUCUGCCCUACAUACUUUAGGCACUUGAACGAUCCGGUCCGAGACUUUGCCGACCCCGCUAGACAGGCCGGUAAGCUCCAAGAGACUGAGGCUCUUGCUGAGGACAGGGCGGCGAGCCCUGUGCGAGAGAAGGCUUGAGGUUGAAUGAUCUUUUCUUUUUUGGGUGUAGGAUUGUUGGGUUGUUUUUUUCCUCUCGUGUUCAUUUUUGUAUGCAGUUUCGAGGCUUCAUGCCUGCUCAAGAUACUCUAGAUUCAUGGAAUGAUAUUCUUAUAAUGCAUUCAAUUACAAC
Cryptococcus amylolentus CBS 6039 is the source of this 2588-nucleotide messenger RNA. RefSeq lists its product as hypothetical. The transcript has 7 exons. Bases 542 to 2437 code for a protein of 631 amino acids. The record is from RefSeq and is a predicted model, not a curated record. Lineage: Eukaryota; Fungi; Basidiomycota; Tremellomycetes; Tremellales; Cryptococcaceae. Gene Ontology annotation, cellular component: membrane. Gene Ontology annotation, molecular function: dipeptide transmembrane transporter activity. Gene Ontology annotation, biological process: transmembrane transport.